UGGGAAUAUUCCUCUCACCCAAGCCCAGUGUUUGCACCAAUAAAGUCAGAUUGUUCUAGUCACCUGCUCCUUCCUGCACCACUGCCUGGCUGGAAUUUCCACUGGGAAGCAAGCAGGCCUGCAGGCUCUCGGCCUGUUCUCCAGCCUGUCAAAACAGACUCAACUUGGGGAAAUCAAUUACCAAUCAAAAUCAGAGCAGGAUGAUGAGAAGUAACACUUCCCCUCCCUCUCCUUCCUGGGCUCUCCAUCCUCCCUCCCAUCAUCACAAGGAGAUGAGGAAUGAGGGCCAUGGUCAGUUCAUCACAUGUUGUUUCUGUCCCUGCUCAGGAAGAGGGAUUGUAGUCCUUCCCCUGCUCCAGUGUGGGGUCCCUCCCACAGGAGCCAGUACUCCAUGAACUUCUCCAGCAUGAAUCCUUCCCACAGGCUGCAGUUAAAUCUUUUACCCCUGAGGUGUCACCUCCAUCUCUGCUGGGCUCAGCCUUGGCCAGCAGUGGGUGCAUCGUGGGGCUCGUGGCAUUGGUUCUGCUGGACACAGGGAAAGUUCUGGCAAUUUCUCACAAAGCCACCCCUGUAGCCCCCUUGGUGCUAAAACCUGGCCAUGCAAACCCAACACACUUGACACUGCACUGGGUGAUACAGGCCUCAUGGUGCUCUUGGGCCCUUGUGACACAGCAGGGCCUCAUGACACCAGGGGCCAUUGUGACACAGCAGCCUGUGGGGUGUUUAAGGAGCCCGCCGGGCUCCCCAGGACAGCUGUGGGAAAGGAGCCAUGGAGGAGCAGAACCCCAGUCUCCAGAGCCCCAAGGAGAGGCACCAGCUGAGAGGCAAAGGGACAGACCAACAGGAGGAUGACAGCAGGCAUAGCAGCACCCUGCCCAGGCAGUUGCCUCCAUCCGACAGCUCUUCUUCCUUCCGCCCACAGCUGCGGCAGCCUCAGGGCAGCAAGGGCCGGUCCGUGCAUUGGCUGACAGCUCCCCACAGCUCCCAGGGCCGGUCCAUGCCCCGACUGACACCGUCCCGCAGCUCCCAGGGCCGGUCCAUGUCCCGACUGACACCAUCCCGCAGCUCCCAGGGCACCCAGGGCCGGUCCAUGCCUCGGCUGACACCAUCCCGCAGCUCUCAGGGCACCCAGGGCCAGUCCAUGCCUCGGCUGACACCAUCCCGCAGCUCUCAGGGCACCCAGGGCCGGUCCAUGCCUCGGCUGACACCAUCCCGCAGCUCUCAGGGCACCCAGGGCCGGUCCAUGCCUCGGCUGACACCAUCCCGCAGCUCUCAGGGCACCCAGGGCCGGUCCAUGCCCCGACUGACACCAUCCCACAGCUCCCAGGGCAGCCAGAACCGCUCCCUACACCGGCUGACAUUGCCCUGCAGCAUCCAGGCCCGGUCCAUGCCCCGGCUGACACCGUCCCAGAGCUCCCAGACCCGGUCUGUGCCCCAACUGACAGCAUCCUGCAGCUCUCAAGGCCAGUCCCUGUACCGGUUGACAUCGCCCCACAGCUCCCAGGGCACCCAGGCCUGGUCUGUGACACGGCUGACACCGUACUGCAGCUCCCAGGGCUCCCAGGCCCGGUCCCUGCACCGGCUGACAUCGGCCCACAGCUCCCAGGGCACCCAGAACAGGUCUCUGCACCGGUUGACAUCGGCCCACAGCUCCCAGGGCUCCCAGGCCCAGUCCCUGCACCGGUUGACAUCGGCCCACAGCUCCCAGGGCAACCAGAACCGGUCUCUGCACCGGCUGACAUCGGCGCACAGCUCCCAGGGCAACCAGAACCAGUCCCUGCACCGGCUGACAUCGGCCCACAGCUCCCAGGCCCGGUCUGUGUCCCGCCUGACAUCAUCCUGCAGUUCCCAGAGCACUCAGGACUGGUCCCUGUCCCAGCUGACACCGUCCUGCAGCUCCCAGGACACCCAGAGUACCCAGGAUCAGUCUCUGUCCCAGCUGACGCCAUCCUGCAGCUCCCAGGACACCCAGGCCCAGUCCGUGUCCUGGGUGGCACCGUCCCGCAGCUCCCAGGCCCAGUCUGUGUCUUGGCUGACACCAUCCCACAGCACCCUGAGCUCGGGGGCCACCAAGAGCCAUCUCAGGCCGGACAAGGGGGGCCGGGAACAAGGCCUGCAGGGCUGCAAGUCCCGGCCUGGUGGCUCCUCGAAGGCGGCCACCCCGGCCCAGCAGCGGCCUGUGAGACGCCACUGGGCCUGCAGCAGCCCAGUGGGGCUGGAACCGGCCUCCACAAGGAAACCAACUCCCGGCCCACAGAGACAGGCCCCUCGCCGUGUGGAGCGAGUGGAUCAGGGAAUCCAGACUGACCCACAAGAGGAUUCACCUGUUCAGUACAUUGAGCAGGGGAUACAGACAGAUCCUGUAGCAGAAGACGAGAUAAAUUCAGCUGCUUCCCUCAUGGCUGACCAGAAGAUAAAGAUUGAAACUCCAACAAAAGAGAAUUCAGCUUCUCAAACCGCUAACAAGUGGACACAGACCCACAGCUUUGCCAUCUCUGCAGGCACUGAUGUCCUGGCUCACCAGCAGCCACCCUCCACGUCAGGCAGGGCAUUCUGGCGCUCCCACAUGGCUGGACAGCCUGGUGCUGCCACUGCCCUGCAGGAUCCCAGGGCCGGCCACUACUCCAGGCAGCCACCACACCCUGAGCGUGGCACACCUGAGAAGUGGGGAUGGACGGCACUGCCGCCCUACUCUUGGCCAUGGCUCAUUGAGAUGAACCAGUUUUAAUAAAAUAUUUCAUUUCUCUA
Messenger RNA from Catharus ustulatus (Swainson's thrush), 2748 nucleotides. RefSeq lists its product as uncharacterized. Lineage: Eukaryota; Metazoa; Chordata; Aves; Passeriformes; Turdidae. The transcript is spliced from 3 exons. The coding region runs from base 770 to 2728 and encodes 652 amino acids. The record is from RefSeq and is a predicted model, not a curated record.